GACGUUUUACAUAUGUCUGUGUUCACAUAUGGUGUUCACCGUGUAUUAUGUUUUGUGAGGGUUUUUCUGAUGCUUAAUUUUAUAUUUUUAUUAAUUUUUAGCGGGCGAUGCUAACAACAAAUUCAAAUAUCCUCGGACUCUCUAGGUAUUAGUGAGGUAUUAUACAUAUAUGUAUAUAUAUGCGGAAUAGGGUAUUAUUGUUUUUGACUAGAAUAGUUAAUAAAAAACAAACAGUGUUAUCAAAGAAGUAAAUAUCAUUGUCUUUCAUUAAACAGUAUCUUUGUUUUUUUAAUUUUACUAAUUUUAUAAAAAUCAUUUAUUAACUAACAUUUUUUGUGAAUAAAACAAUAAUACCUGUCUUCGUGCAGUUUUGUUAAAAGUCUGGUGGAGCGGAUUUUUUAUUUUUGUAUAAAACAAGUAGUAGUUUGGGUAUACCGUAGUUUGUUGUAAAGUCGGAGGGUGGGUAUAUUUCCAAAUUUUUAAUAAUCACUUAAAAUUAUAGUUCUACUAAACUUAUCAUUUAGAAUCAUACAAUGGCCCACAAUAUUGUAAGGUUUAUCCCUAAAGGAGGUAUUAAGAAGAAUCCUGAAGAAGUUGAAAAGUUUAAAAUUCAAAUUCAACAAAUUGAUGGGUCAGUUGUAAGAGUCACAGAUGAUUAUUCGUAUAUUGAUAUCACCAUACCUGAAGGAAAUUACACAAUUGUAAAGACCACUUCAGAUUCAUUAGGAUUCGAACCACUAAUAAAUCAAACAAGUGCAGAAAAUGAAUUCAUUGUGUCGUCUACAGGGGAUUGUAAAGAAAUUACCAAUAACGAAGAAAGUAUUCCAGGAGACCAUUACGAAUCUAAAGCAGUUCUUUUAAUUGUUACUGGAAUGACAUGUCAAUCUUGCGUUAGAACGAUAGAAGAUGGCAUCGGAAAAAGAAAUGGCAUACUCAGUGCAAAGGUUAAUCUCCGGGAUAAAUCGGUAUUAGUGACUUAUAACCCCACUAUAACAUCUACUAAAGAAAUAUGCAAAUGGAUUGAUGACGUAGGUUUUGAGGCAGUGCUUCCAAAUUUAGAUAGUCAGCAGAACAAAUUAAGUGAAUGUAUAGUACAUAUAGAUGGAAUGACCUGUAAUAGUUGUGUAAAAAGUAUACAAGGUAUGCUUUCAACUAAAGAAGGUAUUAAGGUAGUUAAAGUGGACUUGGCCAGAAAAGAAGGCUUUAUUCAAUAUUUACCUGAAAAAGUAACACCAUUAGAUAUAGUACAGCAAAUAGAGGACAUGGGUUUUGAAUGUUAUAUAAAAAGUGUAAAUCGAAAACACGUUGACAGAAAAGGUUUUUUAGUUAAAGUAGUUAAAGAUAAUUUUAUACUAAAGAUUUUUUUAGAUAAAUCGCAUAUGCCUAAUGGAGUUGUCAACAAAUCUAGUACAUCAUAUGACCCACAGGUUAAUUUAGAAAAAUGUCAAAUUCAAAUUAAAGGAAUGACUUGCGGUUCGUGUGUAGCGGCGAUAGAAAAGCAUGCAAAUAAAAUCCCAGGAUUGCAUAAGAUCUUAGUUUCUCUGCUUGCUGCGCGAGCUGAAGUACACUACGAUGCAACGGUGGUUUCUCCUUCGGAUAUAGCUCAGUCAAUAUCAGAUUUAGGGUUUCCUUCGCAAGUAUUGGUGCAAACAGGAGCAGGUACGACUGAAAUUGAUUUGGAAAUAUCGAAUAUGGUUUGUGCCAGUUGCGUUCGUAAGGUCGAGGAAACUGCUAGCGAAAUACCGGGCGUUGUUAGCGCCCAAGUAUCUAUAACUACAAAAAGAGGCAAAUUUACAUAUGAUCCAGAAGUAACAGGACCUCGUACUAUUAUUGACGCUAUAAACAACACAGGUUUUGAGGCACGCUUAUUUACUAGGGAACGAGACGACGAAAGGCUUCAACAAAAAGAUGAAAUUAGGAAAUGGAAAAGAAGUUUUUUAUUUUCUCUAGCUUUUGGCGGACCUUGUAUGAUUGUUAUGCUGUAUUUCAUGGUUCUCAUGUCGUCGAGUACCGCUUCCCAUGAAGAAAUGUGCUGUGUUAUACCAGGUUUAUCUUUAGAAAACCUAUUAAUGUUUCUCCUGUCGACACCGGUCUUAAUAUUAGGCGGCCGUCACUUUUUUAUUCAAGCCUAUAGAGCUUUAAAACAUCGCUCAACUAAUAUGGAUGUACUUAUAGCGAUGGCUACGUCUAUAUCGUAUACUUAUUCCGUUUGUGUUGUUACCGCUGCUAUGAUUAUGCAACAGAAUACGUCACCGCAAACCUUUUUUGAUACUCCACCAAUGCUGUUUGUAUUUAUCAGUUUAGGACGAUGGCUAGAACAUAUAGCGAAAGGAAAAACGUCGGAAGCAUUAAGUCGACUGCUGUCACUGAAAGCGACAGAUGCCGUAAUAGUCGUCCUUGGAUCUAAAGGAGAUGUCAUUAAGGAAAAUAAUGUGCAUAUAGAUUUAGUACAAAGAGGCGAUAUUUUGAAAGUAGUCCCUGGGGCAAAAAUUCCCGUUGAUGGAAAAGUGUUACAGGGUCAAUCCAUGUGCGACGAAAGUUUAAUAACAGGAGAAAGUAUGCCUGUCCCUAAAAGGAUUGGAAGUACAGUCAUAGGCGGAUCAAUAAAUCAGUAUGGUUUAUUAAUCGUAGAAGCUACACAUACGGGCGAAGCAACCACAUUAUCUCAAAUAGUUAAGUUAGUCGAAGAAGCACAAACCUCCAAAGCUCCUAUACAGCAUUUGGCAGAUAAAAUUGCAGGGUAUUUUGUGCCGGGCGUUAUCGGUGUAUCCCUACUGACAUUAAUAAUAUGGUCAAUCGUUGGUGUUAUUGAUAUAGAUAAAUUACCUAUUUCAGACCAUGAGAAGCAUGGAUUUACAAAGACUGAAAUUAUAUUGCAAUUUGUAUUUAGAUGUGCACUGAGUGUUUUAGCUGUUGCAUGUCCUUGUGCUUUGGGCUUAGCAACUCCAACAGCUGUGAUGGUAGGAACUGGAAUUGGUGCCCUAAACGGUAUUCUUAUAAAAGGCGCAGGCCCGUUGGAAAAUGCGCACAAAGUAAAAGCUAUUAUGUUUGACAAAACUGGUACUAUUACAAAGGGAACACCAGAAGUUUCAAAAAUCUGGAUGCAAGCUGAAGGUUUGAGCCCGACAUUAAUACUAGCUGCCGUAGGAUCCGCCGAAGCUAAUUCCGAACAUCCCAUAGCUGCCGCCAUUUUAAAAUAUGUUAAAGAUGUACUUAAAUCCGAUGUCAACGGAAGUAGCAAAAAUUUUCAAGCUGUUCCAGGUUGUGGUUUAAAGUGUGACGUGUACGGUUUAGCGGAGAUUAUUCAAAAUUCCAAAAAUAGUGUCGAACUGAGCAGUUUUUCAUCGUUAGUGACGGCAGGUAGUACUGGACUCUUUACAGUUAAAGGAGUAGACGUUGAAAUUUAUCAAUCGCCAAAUAUUAGAUUGGGACAAUUUAUUGGAAUGGGUGAUGCGCCUGAGGAUGUAGGGUAUGGCGAAUAUAAUGUAAUCAUAGGAAAUAGGGAAUGGAUGAGAAGAAAUGGUUUGACCUUAAUACCAGAAGUAGACCGGAAAAUGAUUGCUGAAGAAGAAGAGGGUAGAUCCGCUGUUCUCUGUGCAAUAAAUGGUAAUAUAGUUGCAAUGAUUAGCGUAGCUGAUAUGGUCAAGCCCGAAGCUCAUUUAGCUGUAUAUACUUUAAAGAAAAUGGGCCUUGAAGUUAUUCUUUUGACAGGGGACAAUAGACAAACAGCUGCUAGUAUAGCCAGACAAGUCGGUAUUACGAAAGUCUAUGCAGAAGUGCUUCCAUCUCAUAAAGUUGCCAGAGUACAAAGAUACCAGAAUCGAGGUAUUAAAGUUGCUAUGGUCGGAGAUGGUAUAAACGACUCUCCUGCUUUAGCUCAAGCUGAUGUUGGUAUGGCUAUUGCAUCAGGAACUGAUGUGGCAGUGGAAGCUGCUCACGUGGUUCUAAUGAGAAACGAUUUACUUGACGUAGUGGCUUGUCUUAAACUCAGCAGAAAAACUGUUAACAGAAUUAGACUUAAUUUUGUAUUCGCUAGCAUGUACAACUUAUUAGGUAUUCCUCUUGCUGCGGGAGUGUUCAGUAUGGCCGGGUUUAUGUUAGCACCGUGGAUGGCUAGCGCGGCUAUGGCGAUGAGUUCUGUAUCCGUGGUAGCGUCCAGUCUGAUGCUAAAGUUAUGGCGUAAACCGACACGCGUGGUUUUGGAAACUACGGACUACCUCGCCAGUAGAGACAGCUGUGCACUGGACGCAAUAUCGAUACACAGGGGAUUAGACGAUAUCGAAACUUUGGGCGGCGGAAGCCCAUCCACGUUAGCCAGAAAACUCAUAUCUUCUUGAUAUACUAGGGUAACAUCAGAUUAUGCUUAGGUUUUCUUAUAUUUCUGGGAAAAACUAGAUCCACAAAACAAAGACUGCUGUCAGAUAGGGAUGAUGAACCUAGUAUUGAGUUUAGUAAUAAACGGGAUUACGAUGUUCAAGAACCUUUAAUAUAAUAUACUACCUAUACUGUUAUCAAGGAUUUACUUAAAUGUAUAAAUAUUUUAUAAAUUUUGAUGUUUUUAUUUAUUUUAAUAUAACAUGAUUAUAUGCUUUUUUAUAAUACCAGAAACCCUGUUAUACAUAUAAAUAUACUGAUAUAUUUUUACAGUUUAGGAACUUUUAUUUAAGAAUGAAUAUUUGAAAAUAAACGAACAAGAGAGCUAUUAAGAAGAAAGACUAACCUAUACAGUGUGGUCUGAUUUUAAUCAAAAGUUAGCACAAACAUGCCAGAAAUAUAUCAAUUUAAGAACAGACAAAACAAAACUACCUCGCAAUAAAAAACAGCGUCACAAUAUUCUUUUAAAGGACAUAUUUUUGUCGUACCAACGUCUAGACUUUAAAUAAAAUUUUACAUUACGUUCGACCCUUACAAAAAUAUCGAGGCCGCAUUUCUAGGCCUUCCUUGACGUCGUUUUUCCGUUCGUACAGUGCUGCUUAGAAAACAGAAAUAUAUUUAGAUGUUGUUUAAACAAACGCUUAAGAGUAAUAAUAAAAUAAACAAGGAUGAAUGAAGAACUAUGUAUUUCAUCUAAAAUCAAGCUUACCAGAGUAUUAAUUCUAUUAAAAGGCUUGAGAUAUUAGAAACAUAUCCUUUAAUAGAAAAAGUGUUGGUAAUAAUUAUUAUUGAGCCGACCCUACAUGUAAUAAAAUUAAGUUAGUAAAAAAGUUUCAGAUACAUUUUUUAACAGAUUUAUAUCAAUUAUUAUAUAAUUAAUUGUAGGUCAGCCCAACGGAAAUUAUCGAUUGCCAUUUCAAAGGCUACUGUGACGCUGUUUUUUGAUCGAAUAUACAGUUCAUAUGCAUUGUUUUGGUGGACAAAAUGUAAACUCAAAAACAUCUUAAUUCUAAAUGGCGCAAACGAAAACAAUGCAAAAAAUGAACACAGGUUAUACAAUGAAAAAAAAACAGCGUCAGAGUUGGUUGGGAAAUGAAGUCAACUUGGCGCCGUUUUUUAAACCAUAAAAACUAAUACAUUAUUAGGUACUUAAAAUGAUGAAAUGAAAAAAUUAUAUAAAUGUUAACGUUAAGUAUAAAAGGGUAAGUGAAAAGUAAAAUAUUAAUAUUAGAAACUCUUAUAUUAGGUAAAAUGAGUGAACUAAUGCUAAACAUAACAAAUGAACAAAAAACGAAAGGAAAUAUAAGUCUUAAACGACAAUAACAAACACAAUAUAGAAAAAAUAUAGUUAAAAAAAUAUAACACAACUGUCAACAUUUAAAUUUCAAAAUGACGAACAGCAAUAAACUAGACUACUUUUAAUAACAGAAAAAAAAAUAAUUUGAACAACUUUAAUAAAUAUGCUUAUUCAUAUAUAUAAUAAACACAGUAAUUUCUAAUGCUUUGGUAUAAAUCUAAGUCUAUCUUAUACAUAUCAACAUAAAUACUCAUCUGUGUUAGAUGUGAUUAAUAUUAUAACAUUAUAAGGAACUUUGGUUAACAUUCAGGCACAAAACCGAGAUCUUUUCGUUAUCACUUAGAACAGGUUGAAAUUUGUUUCAUAUUUAAAUUUCAAAUGGGUGAGUAUUAAAAUACAUACAUACAUGAUAAAGAUUUUGCUGAACAGACCAAAAGAAAAUCAGUAAUAUUAAGUUGUGACAUGAUAGAAAUUUAACCAAAAAA
Sitophilus oryzae (rice weevil) is the source of this 6156-nucleotide messenger RNA. RefSeq names its product copper-transporting ATPase 1 (gene ATP7). Gene Ontology annotation, biological process: monoatomic cation transport; copper ion homeostasis. The transcript is spliced from 21 exons. The coding region runs from base 534 to 4337 and encodes 1267 amino acids. NCBI's taxonomy places the organism in Eukaryota, Metazoa, Arthropoda, Insecta, Coleoptera, Curculionidae. Gene Ontology annotation, molecular function: P-type divalent copper transporter activity; ATP binding; ATP hydrolysis activity. The record is from RefSeq and is a predicted model, not a curated record. Gene Ontology annotation, cellular component: membrane; trans-Golgi network; perinuclear region of cytoplasm.